Cryptomeria japonica (Japanese cedar) is the source of this 3478-nucleotide messenger RNA. Its product is annotated as bifunctional aspartokinase/homoserine dehydrogenase 1, chloroplastic. Bases 169 to 2946 code for a protein of 925 amino acids. The record is from RefSeq and is a predicted model, not a curated record. Gene Ontology annotation, biological process: aspartate family amino acid biosynthetic process; L-homoserine biosynthetic process. The transcript is spliced from 18 exons. NCBI's taxonomy places the organism in Eukaryota, Viridiplantae, Streptophyta, Pinopsida, Cupressales, Cupressaceae. Gene Ontology annotation, molecular function: NADP binding; aspartate kinase activity; homoserine dehydrogenase activity.
UUUUGACGUUUUUCAUAGCCAACAUACUCUGCAGUAUUCAAAGUAUAUGUAUGUUAUAUAAAUUGAGUCAGUCACUUGAAAAGUCUUAAAUGUGUAGAGGGCAUAAUCCCUUUCUUUGUUGCAGAGCCCUUUUCUUUUUUAAGGAUUUUGAGUUUAUCUGGAGCAUUCAUGGCUCUUUCUCUUUCACCUGCCAUGUUGAAGCUGGCGGCUGACAACCCCGCCCACAAGCUUACUGUACACUGCCUAGCCGAUAAAAAGUUGGGCGCUUCGCUUUUAGGAGGCAGAAGUGGACUUUGCACACUUCCAUGGCGUGCUUCUCCAUCCAAAUUAAAAUUUGAUGACGCAAGAAAAAGAAGACAUGGGUUUCACACCUUUGUCAAGGCUACACUUGCAGAUAUUGAUACUACAGAAAAGUGUGCAAAAGAAAUCACACUGCCAAGAGGAGAAAUGUGGGCCAUUCACAAAUUUGGUGGGACAUGUGUCGCUUCUUCUGAAAGAAUAUGGAGUGUGGCAGGAAUUAUAGCGGAAGAUCCGUCAGACAAAAAGGUGGUUGUUGUGUCUGCAAUGUCGAAGGUGACAGAUAUGUUAUAUGAUUUGGUGUACAAGGCUCAGUGCCGUGAUGAUUCUUAUUUGACUGCUCUUGAUCAAGUGCAUGAGAAGCACAAAGCAACAGCCUCUGAUCUAUUAGAUGGAGCUGAUACCGACAAGUUUCUAUCACAGCUUCAAAAUGAUGUGUAUAAUCUUAGAGCGAUGCUCCGCGCCAUUUACAUAGCUGGACAUGCUACGGAAUCCUUUUCGGAUUAUGUUGUUGGGCACGGUGAAUUGUGGUCUGCACAGAUACUGGCUGCGACAAUCCGAAAGCGGGGUUUGCCUUGUGUCUGGAUGGACACUAGGGAGGUUCUUGUUGUCAACCCAACUACUUCAAACCAAGUAGACCCUGACUAUGUGGCAUCAGAGGAAAAGCUUAACAAGUGGUAUUCAUGCACUCCAGCUGAGACCAUUGUUGCGACAGGUUUUAUUGCUAGUACUAAAGAUAAUCUUCCAACAACACUGAAGAGAGAUGGCAGUGACUUCUCUGCUGCAAUCAUGGGUGCCCUGUUCAGAGCCGGACUUGUUACGAUUUGGACAGAUGUCGAUGGUGUAUACAGUGCAGAUCCUAGAAAAGUGAGUGAGGCUGUUAUUUUGAAGACACUAUCCUACCAGGAAGCAUGGGAAAUGUCAUAUUUUGGUGCAAAUGUCUUGCAUCCUCGGACAAUAAUUCCAGUUAUGAAGUACAAUAUUCCUAUUGUCAUAAGAAAUGUUUUCAAUCGUUCAUCUCCGGGGACAACUAUAUGUCAACCUAAUAUUAAGGAGGCAGAGGACCAUCAGCCAGUUCCAGACUCAGUUGUAAGAGGUUUUGCGACCAUUGACAAUUUAUCACUUGUUAAUGUUGAAGGAACUGGCAUGGCUGGUGUCCCUGGUACUGCAAGUGCAAUUUUUGGUUCAGUCAAAGAUGUUGGUGCCAAUGUUAUCAUGAUUUCCCAGGCUAGUAGUGAGCAUUCUGUAUGCUUUGCAGUGCCAGAAAAAGAGGUUAAUGCUGUUGCAGAGGCAUUGCAAAAGAGGUUCAAACAAGCUCUGGAUGCUGGGCGUCUUUCUCGGGUAGAGGUUAUUCACGAUUGUAGCAUUUUAGCAGCUGUUGGGCAACGCAUGGCAAGUACACCUGGAGUUAGUGCUACUCUUUUUAAUGCACUGGCAAAGGCCAACAUCAACAUCCGGGCUAUUGCCCAAGGUUGCUCUGAGUACAAUAUCACAGUGGUUGUGAAGAGAGAAGACUCAAUUAAGGCCUUGAGAGCUGUCCACUCACGGUUCUAUCUUUCAAAGACAGCAUUGGCUGUAGGCAUAAUUGGGCCAGGGCUAAUUGGAGGAACUCUUCUGGAUCAGCUUAGAGAUCAGGCAGCUGUCCUUAAGGAGGAGUUUAACAUUGAUUUGCGAGUAAUGGGGAUCAUUGGUUCUACAAAAAUGGUUCUCUGUGACCGGGGCGUGGAUUUGCAAACAUGGAGGGAGCUUCGAAAAGAAAAAGGCGAAGCUGCUAAUCUAGAAAGAUUUAUUCAGCAUCUGCAUGGCAACAACUUCAUACCAAAUAUUGUCAUUGUAGAUUGUACGGCAGAUUCAGAGGUUGCUAAGAAUUACUACCAAUGGUUGCGAAAAGGAAUGCACAUAGUUACCCCAAACAAGAAGGCAAAUUCAGGACCACUGGAUCAAUACCUAAGAUUGAGAGACCUUCAAAGAAGAUCCUAUACACACUACUUUUAUGAGGCAACUGUUGGUGCUGGUCUACCAAUAAUCAGCACUCUGCGUGGCCUUUUGGAAACUGGUGAUAAAAUUUUACGGAUUGAAGGCAUAUUCAGUGGAACUUUGAGUUAUAUUUUUAACAGUUUCUCUGGGCAAGAAAAUUUUAGCGAGAUUGUAGCGAAGGCAAUGAAAGCUGGGUAUACUGAACCAGACCCUAGGGAUGAUCUAUCAGGCAUGGAUGUUGCUAGAAAGGUUAUAAUCCUUGCAAGGGAGAGUGGUUUAAAGCUAGAACUUAAUGAUAUUCCUGUUCAGAACCUUGUUCCAGAACCUUUGCGGGGUUGCACUUCUGUGGAAGAAUUUAUGCAUAGACUUCCGGAAUUUGACCUUGAGAUCUCAAAGCAAAGAGACGAUGCAGAAUCCUGUGGUGAGGUUCUGAGAUAUGUUGGAGUAGUGGAUACUCUUUCUAAUGAGGGUCGUGUUGAGCUGAAGAGGUAUCCUAAGGGACAUCCAUUUGCUCAACUAUAUGGAUCUGACAAUAUCAUUUUAUUUACAACAAAAAGGUAUCAUGAGCAACCACUUAUUGUGAGAGGACCAGGUGCAGGAGCAGAGGUCACUGCAGGUGGCGUUUUUAGUGACAUUCUACGGUUAGCCUCAUAUCUUGGUGCUCCAUCUUAGUCAUCUGAAUAAGACAAUGUAAAUGAAAAAUGAUGCUUCUCCUCGAUUUCUGUAACAUAACUGUUGUGUAACUGCCCAAUGUUGUCAGUUUCUGCAUGAAACCCAGUAAUUGGUUUUAGAUGCUUUGAUUUUUCUAGAAUUUUUGGUAUGGAUCGUAGAUAUGGGAAACAGACACUGUCAAGACUAUUGCAAAGUUAUUGAUGGAAAAACUUGACCAAUUUUGUCAUUACAAGGAAGGAAGGAUACGGUGGUGGGAUUUAGAAAUAUGAUACUAGGCAUAAUUUAAGAUGCUGCUAAGUCCUUGUCAAGGAUAAGAGGUCUUGAUCAAAUGUUGUAGCACUCUAUACUCAAAUUUGUAGGUCAUGAUGGGAUUGAUUCAAACUUGAGUUUCGAAUGCGGCUGGCCGGCAAUUGUUUAUAAAAGGGAAGAUAUUCUGCAUCGGUACCCAAAAGAAAUACGGAUUAUAAUUAAUUUCUUGGAUAACCUAAUCAAAUGCAACAAGAUUUUGCAAAUAUUCCUUAUUAGGUGUUAA